ACGACAUGAUUUGAUUUAGGGAAAGCAGGAGGCUUAGUGGCAAUUAAGUCUAAGAGUGUAGGACCCUUGUUCCUUCUCUGUUGCAACUACACAGGCCACAAAGGCCUACUUAUAAGAACUAGGACUCAACAAACCAAGUCAUCUCCAAAGUCUCCAAAAGCUUCCUGUCAUUAACAAUCACACACUCCCUUGGCACUUUCCAGUUCUGUGCUCAAUUUCGGUUUUUCUUUUUGCUCCUCGAAAAACCAUGGAAAGAGAGGCUAACAACAACACUAAUCAUACCCGCGACGCCUCGUUUGCUUCUUACCUCACCAGAGCAGAAGGGAACUUGGUGCUCAAGUCUCCUGCCUUGAACUUGAGCCAAAAGACCGAUCAGGAGGGCGAAAUCAGUGUCUUCGGCGCUGAAAGAUAUUUCAGCAUGAUGCUGGAAGAUGACAGUCCAAGAGUACUUGUGGACUUUAACAACACCAGCAGAGCUGGUCUGCAGCGACUGAAGCAAGCAAAGACUGGUAGGCCAGGAACUCCUAGUACUUGUUCUAAUGCAAGCUGGAACAUUCAAACCGCUUUCUUGCCUUCUCGGAGAAGAAACCAGUCUCAGAACGAGAAGAAAAAGGUGAAUGGAAAGAAGAUAUUUUCCGGUUUUGGCUGCAAUGGUUCUUGUUCAGAUCAGAAAUCCAUUCAUGUUCAUGAGGUUAAUGUACGUGUUGCUAGAGAUUUCAGGAAACUAAGUUUUGGAAGUGAUCACCAUCCUGUCAAGCAGUCUCCACCAAGAAUUAAGGCCAAAGAUCACGAGCUUCUUCACCGCUACCCUAGCUUUGGAGGAUCAAACAAAAAACAACAUUUUCGGUUUACAAAUUUUGGAGCUAAAGAAGAGAAGAAGACAAAACUAGAAGAAGAAGAGCCACAAAAAUCGCUGGAAGUGUUUGGAUCCGAAAUGAAGAAGGAAGGAGAAGAGUUAGUGGCAAUAAAUCUAGAGAGGAGACUUUCCAUGUUAUCUUGGGAUGCCAUUCCAAAAGCUCAAAGCCACUCAAUUACUUCUGGAAAUAGUGAAAUGAUCAAUGAAGAUAUUGAGAGUGAUGCUAGUUCUGAUUUGUUUGAGAUUGAGAACUUAACCGGCACCUGUCAGCCAUUAAUAUUCACAAAGCAAGCAUCUGAUGGAUUGUCCAUGGCUUCCCCCACCAAGUAUGACUCAAGUGAGACCAGCAUUGACUGUAGUGUUGUCACAGCUAAUUUUAUCUCAGCUGCAGUUUCAGAUUACGAUGAGAAGAAAUUAGUGCCGGCCAACCAACUGCAACAUCAAAGCCUGAAUUCUUCAAUGGAAGUAGGCAAAGUUACAAUCUGAGACUGAGGUGAAAAUGUUUUGAGUGCACAUGCGUUGCUAUCUUGUACAAGCAAGUAGGGAAAAUGUGUAAAACUUUUCCAACUGUAGGUUAAUCUGCAGCGAAUGAUAUAUUGUUCCAAAAUUGACCAGACCAGCUUUAC
This is a messenger RNA of Rosa chinensis, 1482 nucleotides long. RefSeq names its product protein PHYTOCHROME KINASE SUBSTRATE 3. Gene Ontology annotation, biological process: phototropism. The record is from RefSeq and is a predicted model, not a curated record. The coding region runs from base 248 to 1342 and encodes 364 amino acids. Lineage: Eukaryota; Viridiplantae; Streptophyta; Magnoliopsida; Rosales; Rosaceae. The transcript has a single exon.